GCACACGCAGGGUCCAUGGACGCUGUAAAACGAAACGAAGCCCCCAGCGAAACAACAAAAAGAACAGAGAUGCAGCUUCUGACGAGACCAAUUCCAGUUGGAUGGGAAUACCCCUCGCUGAAGGUCUCCACACUCGAAGGCGCCACGCUUCUUUUUGAAUUUAGCGCCAUACUGAACACGGCCACCUGGAUGUUUUCAUGCGGCUCAUCAAUCUCCGAUGUGCAGUCCUGGUGGGAAGUGCCAAGCAUUGCGCACUUUUGUUCCCUUUUCCGAGCCGCAUUUAAUUUGUUAGACUUUGACAUAGAGGAUCUUGAAGAAGCACUUUUAACCGAUGGUGCGGAUGACACGGGCAGCUGCCUGCUGCAGGACCUGAUUGUACGCCUGCUUGCUGGAUGCCUGGGCCACUCGCCCAACAACACUGAUAUAUCUCCUUUCAAUUAUCAAAUGUUCUUGCGUCGCUUCCUUAGACAGAAGUGUCAGGAGCAAUUGCGUGAGAACCCUUUCAACACAGACAUUGACUUUCAGUUUCUCCCAUUGAGAAAGAAAGUACAGAUAAUACACACACUCUGUGACUUCAGAUUGGAUGCUGAUGAUGUGCAAGAUGUCCUGAAGAAUUUGGAGUCUGACAGUUUACGAGUCGAUCCCCUGGGCCAUGAUGCCAAUUCCUCUGCCUACUAUUACUUUUAUGGGACCCGCUUGUACAGGGAAGAUUUGCCCAAAACAGUGAACAAGAACCGAGGCAAGGUUAAGGGGCGUAAGCUAAAGCAAGAGAAAGUAAAGAAAAAACGUGGUAGGCCUACGGGAAAGGACAAAAAAGGUGGAGCUGAAGCCACCGAAGACGAAUCGGACAACGAUGACACUCCAGAACCUGGGUCUGGCACCUGGCAAGUAAUUUGUUACACUGAAGAAGAUUGGGAGAAACUGGCUGCACAACUGAAAGGUUCAACUACAAAAGGGGAAAAAGCUCUUUAUCGUGUGUUAGCAGAGGAUUUCUUGCCUGAAAUUCCACGAUUGUUUCUUGAAAAAGAACGGCUGCAAAGAAAACGUAUGCAAGAAUUUAUGCCAAGGCGCCAGUCGUCUCGAAUUGAAAAACUUGCCAAAGAAAAGGAGGAGACUGCACGGGUUCUAGCUAAAGAAGAGGAAGAAAGGAAAGUGAAGGAAGCUGAAGAGCGUGAAAGAAGGCAAAUUCAAAUGGAGGAGGAAAUCCUUAAGGAGAGGUUAUCUGGCCGGACAUAUCAGGGCUCCACCCGCACUAGCUCUCGAAGCUGUUCAAGCAGAUCAGGGUCUGAGGAAGAGUCCACUGAGUCUAAGCCUUCAGGACGUCAAACAAACAACUCUCUUUCUUCUGCUACUGGAAAAAUUCACAUCACGUCAUCAAGACAAAAAAUGAGAAGCUCUCAAGUUUUCAGGGCAUCUAAGGACGACAUGAAAACUGGCUUAUUCAAAGUUCUGGAACAGCUAAAGAACCAUGAAGAUGCUUGGCCCUUUCUGGAUGAAGUGUCAGAAGACUACGCUCCCCGAUACUAUAGUGUGAUAAGAAAGCCAAUGGAUCUGAAUAGAAUGGGUGACAAGCUUGAUGAUGGAUCGUACUCAACAGUGUCACAUUUCCGAGCUGACUUCAUGCGAAUCAUUGAUAACUGUAGAAUUUACAAUGGUGAUGGAAGUGAAUACACUGAAAUGGCAAUGAACUUACUAGAAAGAUUUGAAAAAUGCAUGGACCGCUAUGUUGGUAGUGGAUUCUCCUCUGAUGAGGAAGUGUCUGUGGGAUUACCUCCUGGUGAACAGCCUAGGAAGAAACAUAGACAUCGUCAUCAUCGAAGACAUAGUCACCAAAGUCAUCACAGUAGUCAAAGUGACAGUAGUAGGGACCCAAGCCAACAAAGGAGUAAGGAAAGAAAAAAGGAACCUGAUAAACAUAAAAAGAUGUACGAUGAAGAGGAAGAUGAUCAUGACAUCAGUUCACACGCUAACCGAAAAGAUUCUGAUUGGGACCAAAGCAAAGAUCUUAAAUCUAAAGUAAAUCACAAAAAAAGUCAAAUUUUUGCCCGUAUUUCUGACCAGGAAAGGUUACGUAGAAUGAAAAAUGAUGACGACAGACUUGGUAGUCUGCAUGACAGUAAUCAGGAAAUGGACCAAGAGUGGAAGGAUGAAGAAUUCUCAGAUCAAAGGAGUAGAGACAGCAGUACUUCCAGUCAGAGGCAAAAUAAGCGCAGCAAAGACAGCCUCCAUAAGUCAGCCAUACACAAGAAGAGGAAAAGUGAUGUUGAAGCCAAAGACACUGACAAACUGUCUGAAAAAGCUGCAGAAAAGUCUUCUGAAAAGCGAGGUGUAAUACGGAGUGAACGUCAACGAGAUGGCAAAGAAAGUUCAAAGGUCAAGUCUGAGCCCUUGACUAAAGAAGAACAGCAAAGGAGAGACCGAGCUUGGUCAGAGUUAGUUGGAGUAGUUGAUGUUGAUGACCCUGAUAAAGAAGAAGACAAGAAAGAUAUAUUUGAUUGGAAUCUGGAUGAUGCUGGUUGGGAAGGUUUGAAACAAGGUCUACAGGAAUGGAAGCGAGAGAAAAACCAACAAAAGAAACCAGACAAAAUUGACAAGCGUUCCAAAAGAAUGAGUCAAGAAGAAGAAGAUGCAUGGUUUGAAGAAAAAGAAGGCAUUCACCAUGAUAUCAAAGUCCUUGAUACAGAUCCAUUCACGGCUCUGGAAAGAGAGAUGAGUCGCAAUGAGGAGUUUAUGAGAAAACAUAAGGAGCGUCAAGAGUUAGACCGUAGUGAUGAUAAGUUCGGCCCUAAGAAUCCUUUCCCCCCUCAACCCAAAAAGGGAGCUGGCGUUUUGAAGAACCCAGCUAUUCACCAAGCAUUGUCUAUUGCCACGGAAGAAACUCUAAAGGAUAUCAAUAUGUGGCUUGAUGAUGCUCCUCGCUGUUCAGAAUUCUCCUCUGCUAGCAGCUCACCCUCUCAAUUCUUGGUUGAUGAUCAGGAUAGCCAAAAAUCCAACCAAUCCAUUCUUACAAGUAAUAUAAAGGAUGACAAGGAGAAGGAUGGGAAUGUAAAACGGAAGGCACCAAGUUCAUCAAACAAAUCCAGCUCUUCCGCUAAAGAUUCAGCCAAGGAUGCAGCAAAUGCAGCAGCUUCUGCGCCCAAGCGCCGUACCACCGAGCGAUUACAACCGGGAAAGAGUAAGGGCAAUCUUAUGACCAGCAUUCAAGCUGAGACAGCAUCAUCAAAGGAGAGUAAAGCAGCAACGGAAUGGAACAAGCUGACAGCACCCAAAUUGAGUCUUGGUACCGUCCUCACCAGUGGCUUUGGAGUCGGAGUUGGACUAGUCAAGAGGCACAAUUUUAGUGACAAUUCUGCCGAAUCUACUCCAAAGGAUGGUGGCUCCUCUCCGAAUGAUCAGGAAAAUGAUGAUGACAAGGACAAAGCAUACCUAGCUGCACAGAAAAAGGCUCUUCUUGAAGCUACUUUGAGAAGGGAAAAAGAAGAAGCUGAGGAGAGAGUGAGAAAGGAGGAGGAAGAGCGUGAACGUGAAAGGAGAAGAAGGGCAGAAGAAGAGGAAGAGGAGUUAAAGAAAGCAAAAGAGCAGGAGGAUGAAGAAGAGAGUGUGUUGAAACCAAAACAAAAGCCGAAUCCUACUCCCAACUUGAGUGCAUGGUUCAAGGCAUUUGGGGCCCCCAAAUCGACUCCUGCAUCCGCAGUAAGAAGGAAACCUGAACUGUCAGCAACCCUGGACAUUAAUUCCAGAGCUGUAGCAUCUCCAGCUCAAGACAGUCUAGGAAGUGACACGCCAUACCGCCGAGACGACAUGGAGGAAGUCCCCAUGACGCCAGGCAAACGACAACGGAAGCUGAGCACCGGCAGCAGUGUGUCUGAGAAAUCUUCUUUCAGCCAAGAACAAAAUGACGGCUGCUCGCCCAGCUAUCCCGCCCCAUUCCCGUCGCCCCUGCACCGCUCGCCCGAAGGGCACAGAGCCGUGCCGUCCUACCCUGCCAAUGUGGAGAGCACCAUCAGAGUUGGCUUUUACCAGGACACGACGUACAAGAGCCCCGACAAGAGCAGCAGCAGCCCCCGGGAGGGCCCGGACACAGUGGAGGGCGCGGAGGGCCGCGGAUACCCGCACCCCCACGCCAACCGCCACCACAACCCGCACCUCACCCCACCAACCCACCAGCCCAACCAGGCCAACGUCGGCUACCAGCCGCCGCUGUACCCGCCGUACUCGCCGGCACCCUACACCCCCUCGGACGCAGCGUCCUCGCCGGCGCCGUCCGACCACCAUCACCAUCAACAUCACCACCAGCAGCACGGCCACGCCCACCCGCACCUUCAGCAGCACCCCCAUCAACAUCACUUGCAACACGCACAUCAGCACCCCCCUCAGCACGGCCACCAGCACCCCCAGCACAUGCAGCCCCACUCUCCCGCCGCUGCGGGCUCGCCGUCCACGGCGCACCUGGACGCCAAGUCGCCGUCGCACCUGCAGAUCGACCUGCACUCCCAGUCCCCGCACACGGCGGCCGUGGAGGGCCGGUCGCCCAUGCACGCCGAGUCCCCCGUGGACGCGCACGCGCGCUCGCCCCUGGACUCCCGGCUGCACAUCGACACCCGCUCGCCCGUCCACGCCGGCUCACCCAUGGAAGCCGAGUCGCCCCGGCUGCACAUCGACGCGCGCUCGCCCCUCGACGGGCACGUGCACGUCGGCUCGCCCAUGGACGGCCACGUACGUUCGCCCAUGCACGUGAGCUCGCCCAUGCACUCGCAGUCGCCGGCCGAGCACCGCAUGGCGUCCUCGUCGGACUCUCGCUCCCCGCUGCACGCUGGCUCCUCGCCGCACGAGCCGCGGCUGCAGAUAGACACGCGGUCGCCCAUGCACGCCGGCUCGCCCAUGGACUCCAGGUCACCGGUGGACUCGCGCUCGCCCAUGCACGCCGGCUCCUCGCCGCACGAGCCGCGCCUGCACAUCGACUCGCGGUCCCCCAUGCACGGAGGCUCCCACGCCGGCUCGCCCUUGCACGUCGGCUCGCCCAUGGACUCGCGGUCCCCCGUGGACCAAAGGCUGCAGAUCGACACGAGGUCGCCGUCGCGGUCCCCUGCCGUGGGGUCGCCGUCGCAGUCCUCGCACGCCAUGGGAUCGCCCGCGCACUCGGCCCACAUGGCCAUGGGGUCGCCCAAGGAGUCGGCGCACGCCCAGGCCUACCCGCAGCAGCAUCCCUACCACCACCACCAGCAUCACCUUCAGCAGGACCAGUCGCGAGUGUUCGCGCCCGCGGCCGCGGCCCAGCAGUACCAGGACCCCUAUCUGGCCAACAGGGCUGGCGUCGCCGGCAUGGGCGCUGCGCCUCAGCCAGGGCCUUACAGGCCGACGCCCCACGGGGCCACCCAUGGAGCCCCUCACGGAACACCCCAUGGGGCCCCUCACGCAGCGCACGCCGCCCCCCACGCCACUGCAGCGCCAGUCUACCCCCACCAGCUGCACCACAAGCACUUGCUGCAGCAGACGCUCAUCAAGCAACAGCAAGAGAAGGAACAGCAGCUUCUCCAGCAGCAGAAGGAACAGCAGCUCCUGCAACAACAAAAGGAGCAGCAACUCCUUCAGCAACAAAAGGAGCAGCAGCUUCUCCAGCAACAAAAGGAACAGCAGCUUCUUCAGCAGCAGAAAGAGCAGCAACUUCUCCAGCAGCAACAACAGCAGCAGCAACAGUUGAUGAUGCAGAAACUUCAGCAGGAAAAACAGCAGCAGCAGCAACAACUCAUGAUGCAGAAGUUGCAGCAGGAAAAGCAGCAGCACCAACAACAACAGCAGCAACAACAACUUUACUUGCAGCAGCAGCGUCAAAUUCAGCAGGAGCAGCAGCUACAACACCAUCUUCUCGCCCAACAACAACAGCAAUACUUGGCCCAGCAACAGCAGCAGCAACAUCAACAGCAGCAGGCACUGGCCCAGCAACAGCAGCAGCAACAAACACCCAGAAGCCGCACGCCAGUCUCGUCCUUCCCGGUCAAGAAGCGCCACUACGCGGCGGACACCGCCUCGUACGCCGCGACGUCGGCCAGCCUGCCCAGCUUCCCCGCGCCGUCCACCAUCGUGGCGCCGACCCCUGCGGCGGCGCCCGCCCCCGCGGCCACCACGACGACGGCGUCCUCCAGCCCGGCGGUGCCGGCGCCAGUCCCCGCGCUGGCCUCCUCCAUGCCGCGGAGCCCGUUCUCGCCCGGGGGCGCCGUGGGCAGUCCCUUCACGCCCGUCAACGAGGCGCCGCGCAGCGGCCGCAGCCCCUUCACGCCCGUGACGACGGGCACGUCCUCGCUGCACCAGCACCUGUCGCACAUGAUGGACUACGGCAGGCACUCGUCGUUCUACGCGUCGGCGGCCAACGCCAACCCGCUGUUCAACCGGCCUGGCUCGGCGUUCCGGUCCUCGGACAGCCCCAUGCAGCCCGCCGCCCCCGCAGCGCCCGUGUACCCCACCAAGGGCCAGAUGGCGGCGGCGGCCGCGGCGGCAGCAGCUGCGUCCUCGACGCCGCCCCCCGUUGUCACCACGCCCAAGCAGCAGGCCAAGAAGGCAGCCAAGGCGAGCGAAGCCGCGGCCGCGGCGGCCGCAGCAGCUGCGGCAGCGGCGGCCUCCGAGGCGCCCCCCUCGUCGUCGGCAGGGAGCACGGCCUUCCAGCACUACGCCCUCAAGGGCCACCCGGGGCACCCCGCGGCGCACGGCCACAGCCAGGUGGACGUGCCCAAGGUGCCCGGCGUGCUGCCGGGGAGCGCCUUCAACUUCGGGCCGUCGUCGGGGCUGGCCGUCGGGCUGCCCGACUCGUACUCGUCCUACCUCGAGGAGUCCAUGCGCUCGAACCCUGCCGCCGCUGCUUACUACGGCCAUCGCGCGGCCGCGGCCGUGGCGGCUGAUGGCGGCGAGGUGACGGUGCCCUCCGCGGCCAGCUUGUUCCUGAGCCACCAGCCGCACCAGGCCCACCAAGCCCACCAGGCUCACCAGGCGCAUCAGGCGCAGAGGGCCGCCGCCUCGGCGUACCCCCACGGCCUGGCGCAGGCACUCAUGGACCCCGCCGCCUACCAACAGUACCUGCUGCACGGAGUGCAGGGCCUGUACCCGCCCGGCUACCACCCCGCUGCGCUGGGACUGCGCCCGCCGUACGACUCGGUGCAGCGGUCGCCGUGGCUGUGAUUUCUCAUUUCGUAGGAACUAAGGACGCACAGCGUAUGCAAGUGUUGCUUCGGUGGAUGGUGGUAGUUUCCUCACUGACCAGAAAAGUGUUCGUAGUCAUUUGUCUGCUCUCUGUCGCUCUUGUUCUCUUUGUGUGCAUGUGCCCAUGUAAGGGCAGAUAGUUAGUCAUCCUGUUGUUUGUAGUAGGUGAGAAUUUUAAUGUUGUUUUUAAUUUUCUUCUUAAGGAAACAAAAGUGUAAGAAUGUACUGUAUGUUAUGUUGUACAGUUUUUAGCGAUUUGUAUAUAUGUAUACUGUUGUUUUUAAAGACUUUAUUUUUAAUUGACAACCUUUUUUUAAAACCGUUUAGAUUUUUUCUUUUUGUGUGAGGCUGCUUUCGGAGGAGGUGGGUGCAAAGAAGAGCAAGGGUGUGAGUGUACUGAAUAUUGGCAGAUUGAACCUCAGAUUCUUGUUUUCCUUUGCACCUUCAUCUGGCCGAAAAAGCUUCAUUGCUGUGUUGUAUUAAUCUGAUUAUUAAAAUGGUCUAUAUCUUUAUGUUGAUAUUGUUUCUUGUUUCUUAAUCAGCGAGAAUCUUGCAAAUUUUAAUGUGUUCCUUUAUCUUAUUCUGUUGUAAAAUGUUAACAAGUGAUAUGUAUAAAUGAAAAUCUUCAAGACCACCUAUUAGAUUCAAUGUAUAUGUGAAUUUAUAGAAUUUUAUUGAGUACCUUGUAUAAGAUGAAAUCAGAAGUUAAUAAGAAUGUUAUUCACUGCAAAUGUCCUUAAGGGAAUGAAUAAAUUUUUCACUGCCCAAC
Molecule: messenger RNA, 7960 nt
Organism: Thrips palmi
Lineage: Eukaryota; Metazoa; Arthropoda; Insecta; Thysanoptera; Thripidae
Gene: dikar
Product: ankyrin repeat domain-containing protein 11
Exons: 18
Coding region: 16-7170 (2384 amino acids)
Biological process (GO): chromatin remodeling
Cellular component (GO): CERF complex
Molecular function (GO): protein binding
Source: RefSeq, a predicted model, not a curated record